CAUGUUAAGUUCCUCCACAGGCAGGAAAUAAUGGACUUGGUUGACAAAAGUGGGAAGUUCAACAAAAAGUUUGGUGCAUUUACAGGCACAGAUGGUCCUUUAGGAAAGAAAUUAAACAACUCGAAAACUCGAAAAGAACUUGGAUGGGAGCCAAAAUAUCCAAGCUUUGCUCACUUCCUUGGAGUUUCCAAGUAACUCUUUCCUCUAUAUACUUGAUUGAAUGAAAUGAUGGUGGAAGAAGCUGGAUUUAGGUGGAAAAGAGAAUUUGACUUGAUGGAGCUGCUAGCUUUUUCACCAGUUGCGGUAAAUAAUUUUUCAUACACGAUGUUCUAAAGCAAAGAAGGGUGAUUAAAACCCAAAGAAUUUACAUUGGAAUAAUUUAAGUCAGUUCAUUGAAUUUUUUCAUCAAGGACUCGUUCGUUUGCAACCUUGAAGAUGCAUUUUUUCUGGAAAAUUUGGCUUUGUUGAGUAUCCUUGAAUGUGUGUAUAAUUUUUUUGAGAAUACCUUUUUUAUUUUCCUAAAUUUCUCCCCAUCUAUUACAAGGUUUAAACACUAGAUUUUUAAUGUAAAGUCUCAUACCCAAACCAUUGGCAUGUUGGCAUAUCAAAAAGGAAUGAACUUUAUGUAUUUAC
This is a messenger RNA of Rubroshorea leprosula, 633 nucleotides long. Lineage: Eukaryota; Viridiplantae; Streptophyta; Magnoliopsida; Malvales; Dipterocarpaceae. The record is from the annotation of a GenBank genome assembly.